Capsella rubella is the source of this 1656-nucleotide messenger RNA. RefSeq names its product F-box protein At4g22280. The record is from RefSeq and is a predicted model, not a curated record. Gene Ontology annotation, molecular function: protein binding. The transcript is spliced from 3 exons. The coding region runs from base 324 to 1577 and encodes 417 amino acids. Lineage: Eukaryota; Viridiplantae; Streptophyta; Magnoliopsida; Brassicales; Brassicaceae.
ACUCGGAUCGGUUUGGUUGGUCUUUUGCAUGGAAUUUAUCGUAUUGACCAUCUUCUGCUGCUGCGCUCAGAUGUUCUAAGGUAUUGAAUUGAUUGUUUGCUUGUAAAGCAGAAUACUUUAUUUUAGAUGCCGCAUUGAUUUUAGCUGGUGCCUGGUGGGGUUUAUCCAAGUUUCAUUUUUUGAACAGUAGUCAAUUGAUGAAAUUUAUACCUAUUCAAGUUUGAUUCAAAUUUACAGAUUUUUGGAUGCAAGCAAUCUAGUCUCUCUAUAAACUCUAUUCAGAUUAUCACGUUUAUUAGGAGGUUUUGGGGUGUGGCCAAAGGAUGGAUAUGAUCAACGGUCUAUCAGAUGACAUUAUUAGCCACAUUCUAUCUUUCCUUCCAUUCAAUGAGGCUACUUCAACAUCUGUCCUCUCAAAGCGAUGGCGUUAUCUGUUUGCCUUCAGACCGAAUCUUCAUAUAGAUGAUCAAGAAGUGGGUGGAGAACAAAUUUUCAUCGAUUUUGUGGACAGAGUAUUGUCCGCGUCUGGCAAUUUCCCCAUCAGGAAAAUCUCAUUAAAAUGUCAAACGACCAUCGACACUGGUCAUGUCACCCGCUGGAUGAUUGACGUGCUGAAACAUGGUGUCUUAGAUCUUGACAUAGACGUAUUACCCACUGAGCCGAUUUUAGUGCCUCUCGAGAUCUUCACUUGCAAGACAUUUGUUGCGCUUAAACUAGCACCUGCGUUUGAUGCUCUGAUUCCUGAUUAUGUUUCCCUCCCAUCACUCAAGACUCUGUCUCUUAGUUCGAUCUGGUUCUACAAUCGUAAUUAUUGUGCUUUGGAAAAGCUUCUUUCUGCUUGCCCUGUGCUUGAGGAGUUAACCAUUUAUGGCGGGAGCUGGGAAAAUCGAGAAUGCACUCGCACCGUGUCUUCUUCCACCCUUAAGAGACUUACUAUUCUCUGCACUGAGCGUUUGGAUUACUGGGACAUGACUUUAGAUACUCCGAGUCUUGCCUACUUAGAGUACUCUGAUAUAGUUCCCAAAAACUAUCCAUUUGUGAAUCUUGAGUCCCUUGUCGAAGCUAAGCUUGAUCUCACUUCCACUGUUGGUUAUAGCAAUCCAACAAAUCUGAUUAAGGGGUUACGAAAUGUGGAGACCUUGGAGUUAGCUAGUCGUACUUGUCGGGCAUUCUGUAAUUUCCGUGAAGCAAUCCCAGUGUUCAGCCAACUAUCUCGUUUAUCUAUUAUAAUUGAUUCACUCUACCACCGUUGGGAGCAUCUGCCAGUACUUCUAGAAAAAUCUCCAAAUCUACAGACCCUCGUCAUUAAGGGUCCAUUGUAUGCUGAUAGAUAUGAUGGAGAAUAUGGACAUUCAUGUCCUGUCAAAGUAUUGAAGAUAGCUGAGUAUGGAGGAAAGGUUGGAGAGCUAGAGCAUAUGAAACAUUUUCUAGAGCUACUGCCACGUCUUGAGCUUGUCAAAGUUCGUGCUUAUGCAAUAAACGACAAGGAAGAAUCUCGAAUUACCAACGAUCUGCUAAUGGUUCCUAGACUGUCCAAUUGCAAGAUCCAGAUCAAGUUUUGUGAGAGUACUAAGUAAUGCAUGGAAAAUAAAGAACACAGUAGUUUGUUACCUCCUACAGUUCACUAAUUAAGUCUCUCGGAUGUUUAAAACCGAA